AUGAUAUCCGAACAAGAGGCUGCCAACUUCGACGUCUUCAGAGAUUGCCUUUCUACUUCAAUCAUCCAAAGACUUGCACCGGAUGGCGGUGGCAAGGGUUCGACAAAAAAGAAGGUGAAGGGGCGAAAGAAUGAGAUCAAACCUGUUGUGAGAAGCAUUGAAGGCGAAGUGGAGAAUGAUGCUGCUGAAUUGGGGGAUUUUGUUGAGUAUCUUGCAGAGGAGAUAUUCCUCAGUCUUCCAUCCGACUUGAGAACACUCUCUUACAGCGCAAUACAAGACGAUGCAGAUCUGGGAACCACAUACAGCGUACCUAUGGAUACUAUGCUCCUAGAAAGAUUUGUUGAAGCAYUGCCACUCACAGUCGCGGACUCCCUAACUUCAUACAACCUGAUUGUUUCACCCUCGGAUUUGGAUCGUUUCCUCGAACCCGCUUUCUCAACUUAUAUUACAUCCACAACUUCAGUCCCACCGGAACAUACUCCAUCUCUCGCAGCUUCACGGCCAGAAGGAUGUGAGAUUUGCGAGAGAGAGCAUCUUCCCCUGACAUAUCAUCACCUCAUUCCACGGGCAGUACAUACCAAGGCUGUGAAACGUGGAUGGCAUCGAGAGUGGGAGUUGAACAAAGUGGCAUGGUUGUGUCGGGCCUGUCAUUCUUUUGUGCAUAAGAUUGAGAGUAACGAAGUGCUUGCAAAGGACUAUUAUAGCGUGGAAUUGUUGAUCGAGAGGGAGGAUGUGCAGAAGUGGGCUGGCUGGGUUGGGAGGAUCAGGUGGAAGGCCAGAUGA
Ramularia collo-cygni is the source of this 783-nucleotide messenger RNA. Its product is annotated as related to 2-haloalkanoic acid dehalogenase. The record is from RefSeq and is a predicted model, not a curated record. Lineage: Eukaryota; Fungi; Ascomycota; Dothideomycetes; Mycosphaerellales; Mycosphaerellaceae. The coding region runs from base 1 to 783 and encodes 260 amino acids. The transcript is spliced from 2 exons.